Nyctereutes procyonoides (raccoon dog) is the source of this 721-nucleotide messenger RNA. RefSeq lists its product as uncharacterized. The record is from RefSeq and is a predicted model, not a curated record. The coding region runs from base 1 to 690 and encodes 229 amino acids. The transcript has 5 exons. NCBI's taxonomy places the organism in Eukaryota, Metazoa, Chordata, Mammalia, Carnivora, Canidae.
AUGUCGGCUACUGCCCUUUUUGUAAAGGCCACUGAGGAAAUGGCCAUGGGAUCCUUUUUAACCAUCUUUGUGGAACGUGCAGUUGAACUCCUAAUUCUCAUCAUAACAUCUUUUAGUUCAGAGGUCAAAACCUCUGUCAUGGUCCAAAGGAACUCACCUCCAGAUGAUAAUGUGGAGAAACUGCCUAGAGACAUCCAACAAUCAGCACCAGAAAGGAAAAACAAUAUUGACAAUCAGAUGGUUGUUGGUAUGCCACCCAGCGAGUCUGUCCCUACGCCCGCAGUGCACUGCAGCCCUCAGAGCGGCACCUCCUCCGUCCCCGGGCGAGCGCGGGGGCUGGGGGAGGAAGGCUGCGCCCUAGAGCUCCUCGCCUCUGCCCGUUCCUCCCCCAGGACCCCCGCUCUCCGGCCUCAGGGACCAGGGAAAGAGACAGCGAGUCCCGAUGACAUCUUCCUCCGUCAAAACAAGCUGGCUGUCCCCCGAGGACUUGUGAGUGUGUUUCCCAGUCUCAGGUCUGUAUCAGCGGAAGAUGGUGUUCAUACCCAGUCAUGGAAUCAGUCCCUGAGCCAUCAUAGCCUCAGAAGGAGGGCGAUGGAGGAGCAGGAAGCUAGGAGGCAUAGAAGUGGGACACCGGGCGGAGCCGCAUUUGCUGUUUUGGGGAGGAUCCGCGUCCCUUCGCCGCUGAGCUGAGCUGCACUGCGCCCCUGUGGCCGCCCGCCGC